Molecule: messenger RNA, 1255 nt
Organism: Salvelinus sp. IW2-2015
Lineage: Eukaryota; Metazoa; Chordata; Actinopteri; Salmoniformes; Salmonidae
Product: ciliary microtubule-associated protein 2-like
Source: RefSeq, a predicted model, not a curated record
CUGAUAUGUGCCGAGGCAAUGCCACUCGUCGACAGCUAGACGUGGGUCCACCCAGUCCGCACAAAAACAUCAGGAAUGUAAAUGUUUGAUGUUUCAGGAGUCUACCCAUCCAAAAAGAAGAUUGGCACGUUCACAGAAAUCAACCACUGCAAGAGACUGAUAAGUGACUUGGAGCGUAAACUGAGUCCAGGUCGGUAUGAGGUGGACACAGGGGACUUCAGCCCUCAGGUAGUCCAGAGCAGGGCCAGGGGACCAGGGUGGAAGAGGGGGCAGGAGAUGGCCCAGCAGGCUCAGAUGCCCCACCUGCUGUAUAGAGACACAUGGUUGACCAACCGCCUACUGAGAAGCAGGGUAGGCCCAGGGAGGUAUGACAUCCAGGACUUCACAGAGCUCUGUAAGAAGCCGUACAGUGUGAGAGGAGUGUGUGACAGCAGGGAGGAGAGGUUUAAAGACUUAAUGAAGAAGCAAACUACUCCAGGCCCAGGGGCUUAUGGGAAGGGGGGCAUCCCGUCUGGGCUGCUGGAUGAGAGGAGGAGGAAGCCGAUUGGCUCCUGUCCCAUGAUGGACUUCAGUGCUGGAGUGGAACGCUUCCCAGACCUCAUAGUGGACUCUGGUCUGUGUCCUGGUACCUACAACUUACCGACCUUCACUGAGGUGCUUCUCAGUCGCCACAUCAGCAAACGAGGACCCUACGACCUCUUCACUGGAGACUGAAGAAGAAGAAGACAUGCACAUAGCUUCUGAUGCCAUCUGAUGGACAUAAAGACAUACAUCUAUAAUGGCCAUGCUCCUCUAAAGCACCCAUCAUUCAGAUAGAUGACACCGUCAACGGAUUCCUUUUGCAUCAGUGUUGUUGGUUAACUAGAAGCGCCGCAACCAGAGAGACGGUACGUCUGAUCAGCUGCCUGAUAGGGGCCACAUUAAGGGCCAUACAUGCAGAUUCUAAUCACAUUAACAUUCCUGAAUAAAUAACCCCAGGGAAUGUUACUCUGGAGACAAUCAGCAGGAUUUUCCUUUUAAUGCCCAGAAGAGAAUAAUGAGUAGGAUGGGAUACCUCCAGUACAGUCCACAGCCCCAGAUUAGGAGCUAGGACCAGGGGUGAAUUCCACGAGUGAAAAUGUUCACAACACUGCAGAUAGAAAUGUAACAAAUAGAGUCAACUCAUGAUGUCCUAUUGUUCUUCACAGACAACCAUAUACAGUGCAUUUGGAAAGUAUCCACAUUUUGUUAUAUUACAGCCUUAUUCUAAAAUGUC